CUUGCGCUCGAGUCGCGUCGAGUCGCCAUGGCAACAUCAGCACUCACUUCCUAAACAAAAGCCGAGACAAGAGGAAAAGACUCAUUACAACAGAUGAAACACUUUGCGUUCAUAGCUGACGACAGUUAAUGCACAACAUUUGUGCAUUAAGUGUUCAUCGCCUGUGCUUGACAAGACAAUAUAGAGAGACUCAGCAUAUGGAGUAAAAUAUCAUUCAAGGUCUUUCCAAGGAAGUCUUUCUGAGUCAUUAUGGUCCGCCUGACAGUACAUCUGAUCGCAAAAUCAAGCAAUCACUUAAAAACCUGCAGAAGUGGAUCUCUCCAGCAGUAUCUGAAGAAACUGACCCAUCUCAACUUUUCAAACAAAAGUAUAGAGGACAUUGAUGAUCUAUCGAUGUGCAGAAACCUCACAGUCCUUUACCUUUAUGACAACCAAAUAUCACAAAUCUGCAAUUUGGGGUUUGCCUCAAACCUUACACAUUUAUACAUGCAAAAUAACAAUAUCUCUUGCAUAGAGAACCUCUCAUCUCUACAUAAGCUCUCCAAACUGUUCUUGGGAGGAAACAGCAUCACUGUGGUGGAGGGAUUAGAGGAGUUGAAAAACCUAAAGGAGCUGCAUGUGGAAGGUCAGAGACUACCCCGUGGAGAAAAGCUGGUCUUUGACCCCCGUUCCAUUUCUAGCCUCUCUGAAACUCUGUGCAUUUUAAAUAUCUGCAAAAAUAACAUUGAUGAGAUAUGGGACUUGGCCCCUCUCACAAAACUAACCCAUCUUUUUGCUGCUGAUAACCAGCUACAGGACAUGCAGGAGUUGGAGACAGUGUUCAGCCAAUGGACUCAACUGCGGCUACUGGAUCUGAGUAGAAAUCCUGUGUGUCACAAACCUAAAUACAGGGACAGACUAAUAACUGUCAGCAAAAUUCUAGAGGACCUUGAUGGAAAACAAAUAAAUGAGCUGUCUAGGCAGUUUCUAAUCAACUGGAAAGCCUCAAAAGACGCAAAGAAGAAACUAGAGGAUGAAAAAGACAUCAAAGGUCAAAUCUCAAAUCCACUUACAACUGAUAUUCACAUGGGCCCCAAACAUCUCUUAGCCCAUGACCGCAGCAGCUCUCUGAGUAAGCCGUCAGAAUUUGGGAAGCCCGGCGUUACAUUUCGGACAGACCAAGUUCAAGCAGACAGCAGAGGAAGAAGGUCACGAGGGUUAAAUAUUCUAAUGCGGCGUGGCAGACUCUGAAAAUCUGAAGCCGCUGAUUUAAAACCCUUUAUCACUGUUCUUUUGUCUUUAUGAGAAUCAAUCGCUCAGCUUGUCAUCUGUGUGUGACUUUUCCUAAAGCGAGUUUUCUGCUCUGCCACUUACAUAAAAUGUGAAUUUCUGAGAAGGUCCACCAAAAUGCACUCUCUUGACAAGUCUUUUGCACUGCCUAUAGUUUGCAUCUUCAAAUUCUCCUGUUUCGUAAAUAUUUGUGUAUGUGUUUGUUUGUAAUAAAUAUACUUUGCAAAA
Megalobrama amblycephala (Wuchang bream) is the source of this 1497-nucleotide messenger RNA. It is a transcript of the gene ppp1r42, whose product is annotated as protein phosphatase 1, regulatory subunit 42. The record is from RefSeq and is a predicted model, not a curated record. Gene Ontology annotation, molecular function: protein binding. The coding region runs from base 250 to 1230 and encodes 326 amino acids. NCBI's taxonomy places the organism in Eukaryota, Metazoa, Chordata, Actinopteri, Cypriniformes, Xenocyprididae. The transcript is spliced from 10 exons.